Molecule: messenger RNA, 1183 nt
Organism: Phyllostomus discolor (pale spear-nosed bat)
Lineage: Eukaryota; Metazoa; Chordata; Mammalia; Chiroptera; Phyllostomidae
Gene: GPIHBP1
Product: glycosylphosphatidylinositol anchored high density lipoprotein binding protein 1
Exons: 4
Coding region: 283-1017 (244 amino acids)
Molecular function (GO): acetylcholine receptor inhibitor activity
Source: RefSeq, a predicted model, not a curated record
UGGGGCAGGGCCGCGUGGGGCGGGCGUGUGCCGUGAGUUCGUCUGAAAGGCUCUCGCAGAGGCCGUGGGAGGUCAGAGAGCCAACUCAGGGUGGAAGGGGCCAAGCCCGUGACCUGCAGCUGCGGUGACGCUGAGCUCCUGCAGCUGUGGGGCCUGGGCCCCGGUUCCCCAGCGUCCAGACACGGGGCAGGGCGUCAUCAGGGGUCUCAGCAGCCCAGGGCCAGGCUCGCAGGCUGUGCAGCGGGGGCUGGGCCCCCAAGGCCCACGCGCCAGGCAGCUCGGAUGGCCGGACUCCCCAAGGCCAGCCACAGGGACUUCCCUCCCCCGGUCCCUCUGGCUGGUCCCUCGGGUCGAGGAAACCGGCCAAUUGUUGGAGGCUGGAGCCGGGGGCAGGGCCCAGAGGCCUCCAGGAAGCCCCCAGCAGUGCCCUUUGCCUCACUUCCCACAGGCCCGCACCCCGGCAGGAUGAAGGCGCUGGUGGCCGUUCUGCUGGCCCUGCUGCUGUGCAGACAGCCAGGAGCCCCCGUGCAGCCGGGGCGAGGACAGGCACAGGACGAGCGGGACCACACAGACGAGGACGAGGACGAGGACGAGGACGAGCAGAGGGAGGAGGAGGAGGAGGAGGAAGAGGAGGAGGACGGCGCGGCUGCGGGCAGCAGGGGAGGAGGGCUGCAAUGCUACAGCUGCCAGAGCCUGCCCCAGCAGGAGCGCUGCCACCAGACGCGCAGCUGCCGCCCAAGCGAGCCCUUCUGCAAGACCAUCGUCUCUGAAGGGGACACAGGAUCCGGUCCUCUGACCAGCUCCUCGGGGUGGUGCUCGGCCGAGUGCAAGCCCAUUGCCAAGAUGACAGGCGGGACCCUGAUAACCAUCACCUGCUGCCAGACCAACCUGUGCAACGCCCCGCCCUGGCAGAGCCAGCCCGGCACUGGGGCGGGGGGCCCCCAGGGCAGCCCCGAAACUGUGGCCACCGCCCUCCUGCUCAGCCUCCUCCCUGGCCUCGGGGCUAUGGGGUCCUGAGCACGGUGGCUCCCCUCCACCCCAGCCUGGCUCGUCCCCGGGGCCAGCGCCGCAUCCGAGGCUGUCCUCUGCUGCCCACCUCUCCCCCCCCCACCCCACCCGCCUUGGAGAAUAAACUCGGAGAUCCGGCCCCCACUCCUCCCAGGCCCUCUGCGUGUCCUCAGUC